CAGUAUGGGAAGCACCGAGCCUGUCCUUUCCACGGCGGCCGUACCGGCAACGGAGCCGGCGGGGAAAUCCUACACAUGGCAAGAAGUAGCCGAGCACAACACAGAGAAAAGUUUGUGGGUCACUGUGCGAGGGAAGGUGUACGACAUAUCCAGUUGGGUGGACAACCAUCCGGGGGGCAAGGAGAUCCUGCUGUUGGCGGCGGGGAGGGACAUCACGUACGCCUUCGAUUCCUACCACCCGUUCACGGAGAAACCGACGCAGGUGCUCAACAAGUUUGAGAUCGGCCGGGUCACCUCCUACGAAUUCCCCCAGUACAAGGCGGACACUCGUGGUUUCUACAAGGCCCUGUGCACCCGCGUGAAUGACUACUUUGUGGCCCACAAGCUCAACCCUAAGGACCCAAUCCCCGGCAUCUGGCGCAUGUGCCUCGUCGCCCUGGUGGCCUUGGCCUCUUUCGUGGUCUGCAACGGCUACGUGGGUGUGGAAGGGACAUGGGCCGGGACUACGUGGGCCCGGCUAGUGGCGGCGGUGGUGUUUGGGAUCUGUCAGGCCCUUCCUUUGUUGCACGUCAUGCACGACUCCUCCCACCUGGCGUUUGGCAAUACAGAACGCUGGUGGCAGGUGGGGGGGCGGCUGGCGAUGGAUUUCUUCGCCGGGGCGAACAUGACCAGCUGGCACAACCAACACGUGAUCGGCCACCAUAUCUACACGAAUGUCUUCCUCGCCGACCCGGAUUUACCCGACAAAGCCGCGGGAGAUCCGAGAAGAUUGGUGCAGAAACAGGCGUGGCAAGCCAUGUAUAAAUGGCAGCACUUGUACCUUCCCCCUCUGUACGGCAUCCUGGGGAUCAAAUUUCGAGUCCAAGAUAUCAUGGAGACCUUCGGAAGUGGCACGAACGGGCCCGUACGGGUGAACCCCUUGUCCUUUUUCCAAUGGGCCGAGAUGAUUUUCACCAAAAUGUUUUGGGCAGGAUGGAGGAUCGCGUUCCCCUUGCUCUCCCCGUCUUUCCACACCGGCUGGGCUGCUUUUUCCGCCCUCUUCCUGGUCAGCGAGUUUAUGACCGGGUACUUCCUCGCCUUUAAUUUCCAAGUCUCCCACGUCUCCUCCGAAUGCGACUACCCCUUGGGCGAAGCCCCCCGAGAGGGAGAGGAUGGCAACAUCGUGGACGAAUGGGCGGUCUCCCAAAUAAAGAGCAGUGUGGACUAUGCGCACAACAACCCAGUAACCACCUUCCUCUGCGGCGCCCUGAACUACCAAGUCACUCACCAUCUGUUCCCCACUGUGAGUCAAUACCACUACCCAGCCAUCGCGCCCAUCAUCCAAGACGUGUGUCGGGAGUUCAAUGUGGAUUACAAGGUUCUGCCGGAUUUUGUGACGGCUUUCCACGCCCACAUAGCGCAUCUGAAGACGUUGGGGGAGCGGGGGGAGGCAGCAGAAGUUCACAUGGGCUAAUGUGGGAUGCAUGUGGAGGAUGAGAGACGUCCAGUCGUGGAGUCCUUACAAGGCUACGGAAGGAAUAUAUUGUGAUCUUGAGAAAAUCAAAAUCAAACCAGCUCUAGGAUGAUCAGGCGGUUGUAUGACACAAGGUGAAUUUCGGGAGGCUAAGAAGGAGUCGGUAUGAGAACUUGAGGACGAGAUGUCUCUUAUAAGGCAUUUAAAGGAAUUGAUUUUUUAAUAGGGUGUCAAGUUGUACUAGUUUUGCAGAUAUGUAGGAAGAUGGUUUUGACUAUCAUACAAAUAAUGAAACACAGCACAGCAUGACGGAAA
Messenger RNA from Nannochloropsis gaditana CCMP526, 1768 nucleotides. Its product is annotated as delta 5 fatty acid desaturase. The transcript has 2 exons. Gene Ontology annotation, cellular component: membrane. Gene Ontology annotation, biological process: lipid metabolic process. The record is from RefSeq and is a predicted model, not a curated record. The coding region runs from base 5 to 1453 and encodes 482 amino acids. Gene Ontology annotation, molecular function: oxidoreductase activity, acting on paired donors, with oxidation of a pair of donors resulting in the reduction of molecular oxygen to two molecules of water.